GUGACGUUUCAGCAUGGCCGCUUGAGAGCAAAACAACACGCACAUAGAAACUCAAAUAGCACCACAACUGAGGAUUUUGCCUCAAGCUUACACAAUUUUUUCAGCGGUUCAUAGUAAAAUAAUAUUUAACGUCUCUCCGAUCAUGCCAUCUGUUUGUGAGUCUCCUGUUGAUGAUAUUGAGGAUAUGGUGACCUCGCAUGACCCCACUCCUCAUGAACGCCAGUUCGCAAGGAAGAGCAUUGUGCCUCGUGCUCGCAAACAAAAGCAAGAACCUGCAGGAGAAGAUCUUCAGACAGACAGUGUGAUUCCUGGCACACAGAAGGUCUGGGUGAGGACAUGGGGCUGCUCUCACAACAACUCUGAUGGAGAAUACAUGGCUGGACAGUUGGCUGCCAGUGGCUAUAGGAUAACAGAGAAUUCUACUGAAGCUGAUCUGUGGUUGCUAAACAGUUGCACAGUCAAAAACCCUGCAGAAGAUCACUUCAGGAACUCCAUAAUGAAGGCUCAAGAGCAGAAUAAGAAGGUGGUUGUUGCAGGAUGUGUGCCGCAGGCCCAGCCCAGGAUGGACUACCUCAAAGGCCUGAGCAUUAUUGGGGUCCAGCAGAUUGACAGAGUGGUGGAGGUUGUGGAUGAGGCUGUCAAAGGUCACUCCGUGCGUCUGCUGGGUCAGAAGAAGGAGAAAGGCAAGCGUUUGGGAGGAGCACGCUUGGAUUUGCCAAAGAUUAGGAAGAACCCGCUGAUUGAAAUAAUUUCCAUCAAUACUGGAUUUGCUCCAGAGGGUGUUUGUGAGAUCUGGCUGACCAGUGAAGACACGGGGGCGUACGGCAGAGAUAUUGGUACUGACCUGCCAACUCUGCUCUGGGAACUGGUGAAGGAGAUACCAGAGGGAGCAAUGCUCCGUCUGGGCAUGACCAACCCCCCAUAUAUCCUGGAACAUCUGGAGGAAAUGGCUAAAAUCCUUAACCACCCACGAGUCUAUGCCUUCCUCCACGUGCCUGUCCAGUCAGCAUCUGACAGUGUCCUAAUGGACAUGAAGAGAGAGUAUUGCUGUGCUGACUUCAAACGAGUCGUUGACUUCUUGAAACAGAAGGUUCCAGGCAUCACUAUCGCAACUGACAUCAUCUGCGGGUUCCCAGGAGAGACGGAUGAGGACUUUGAACUGACGAUGGAACUUGUGAGGCAGUAUUGCUUUCCCAGUCUCUUCAUCAACCAGUUCUACCCAAGACCUGGAACACCGGCAGCCAAGAUGGAGCAGGUUCCAGCACAAGUGAAAAAACAAAGAACCAAGGAGCUCUCUUCCCUUUUCCAUGCGUACAACCCUUACGAUGGCAAGGUUGGUGAAAGACAGCAUGUGCUGGUCACUGAAGAGUCUUUUGAUUCCCAGUACUAUGUUGCCCACAACAAGUUUUAUGAACAGGUGCUGGUGCCUAAGAAGCCUGAGUUCAAAGGGAAGAUGAUUGAGGUGGAUAUUUACGAGGCUGGGAAACACUACAUGAAGGGCCGACCGGUAGAUGAUGCACAGGUCUUCACUCCCUCAAUCGCUCAGCCUCUUCAGAGGGGAGAGGUGUCAGGACUCCCUCAGGAUUUGAAGAGUUCCCAUCAGAAUGGCAUCCAUGCCUCUGUGGAUUCUUCACUCAUGGGAUGGUCAUGGAGAUGUGAGGGUGAAGGACUCAAACUGCUCUCAUUAGGACUGGCUCUAGCUGCCAUAAUUGUGGCUUUUGUGAUUGAGAAGCUCCAUUAACAGGCAAAAUUCAUCCUGAUGCAUCAGAUGAGGCCUUAAAGAGUGUGCAAUGACCCAGAGACUCUUUAAACUAAUGCUUGAAUGUUAAUGUAUUGUGUUUUAAGGUCAAUUAAAGGUAAAUGAGGCAGAUAGGUUAGGGCAAUUCAUUUUUUAACUACUGAUCUAGAACUCCAAUAAAUUUGAGCACAAAAAGAUUUAACACAUUUUGCUACCAAGUAAUGGCAUGCAUGCAUUGUGAUGUAUUAGAAAGGCUUUUUUGUGUCACAUACUAUUUGUUGUUUUUAGACAUCAAAGCCUCUUUGCCUCUGUACAAGGACAGCUUGAAAGCAUCUUUGGAUUUCUGUUCAUUUUCAAUCGCAGCAGUCAUUCAUUUUCAAGCCCAGGUGUCUCACUGUUGGGUUUGGGCUCAGAGCAACAGACUCUUCACAUCUUUGUUCACAGCAUAAAGCAAGUCUAAUAAAUGAGACUACAUACUCAGCACUGUCUCCUGGGUAGUAUUUCUGGAAUGUUUUCUCAUGGAUUUUGGCAUGGGGAGGUCAGCCAGUUUAUUUGGUGCACUUGUGAAACUUCAGUCUGUUUAUUACCCAAGUAUGACCUCAAUGAGAAUAACAUGUGUGCCCCACAUAUAUUUAGUAGCAUGGCUGUGUGUUAUCGUGUACGUUCUUAUAUGUCAGAUUAAUUGAAAAUGUAAUACACUUGUUGACAAGAUGAAGUGUAUAAAAAAAACUGGCUAUAGAUAUUAGAGGCAAGAUGUGUACUUUGCUGCCAAAUAUUACAGAAAUAUAUAACAGUGACUGUAAAUAUUAUGCCAUAGCUUGGGAAGCAUUCCUAAAUAU
Messenger RNA from Xyrauchen texanus (razorback sucker), 2577 nucleotides. Its product is annotated as threonylcarbamoyladenosine tRNA methylthiotransferase-like. The transcript has 15 exons. Gene Ontology annotation, cellular component: endoplasmic reticulum. NCBI's taxonomy places the organism in Eukaryota, Metazoa, Chordata, Actinopteri, Cypriniformes, Catostomidae. Gene Ontology annotation, molecular function: tRNA (N(6)-L-threonylcarbamoyladenosine(37)-C(2))-methylthiotransferase activity; 4 iron, 4 sulfur cluster binding. The coding region runs from base 143 to 1741 and encodes 532 amino acids. Gene Ontology annotation, biological process: tRNA methylthiolation. The record is from RefSeq and is a predicted model, not a curated record.